UUAUUUUGUAGAGUAGCCAUAAGUCGCAAAGCGCCAGGCCAGAUAAAUAAACGGUAUAUUAUUGAUACAAUAUUGCCGUUUUUGAUCGAACAUUUAUGAAUCGUAAUUUAUGAUGAUGUUUUAUCGACAAAUAAAAACCAACUGACUAGCUUUCAAUGUUAAAAUUUUAAAGAGCCAAUAUUGUAAUUUUCGCAAUAGUCUCUUUCCAUGGGUCUACCAUACCGCAUUGUGAUAUUUUCCUUUUGGUCUAUAUAAGAAACACCAUUCUUCAUUAUCAGUUACAAUUAUAGAUAUACUUGACGGUUUCCAUCAAAAAAUUUUUAAAAUGUCUUAGUGAUGCUUAGCUUUCUUGUUAGGUUGUCGUCCGUCAGAUUGUGUCUUAUAGACCACGCAUAGAUUUUUCGUUUGCUGAAAUUUUUGCGUAUUUUUCGGUAUAUCACCCUAGUAAAUACCCAGCAUCGCAAUGAAGUAUUUUUUUUUUAACUUUCUGGGUGUUUUUUUUAUUGUGAGUGGUUUUUAGAGAUGGUGUUCGAUCAUUUUUUCCAAGGUCAACACAACCGUCUCUGAAUCGGCCAAACAAACGAAAAGUCUGUGUGCAUGACAUGCAUUCAUUCCCGUACAUUGGCAUUCCAUUUAUUUGUGUGUCAUAUUUAUAUAAUUUAGUAGAGAAUUUAAUAUUCACAAUUUAUCCGAUCUUGUUUUUUUUACUUUCACCGACAUAUACAAAUUGACAAGACAUAAAUAUCAUCGAAAUCUUAAGUGAUUUUCAUCAAAUUUUAAUAACAAGUAGACAAAAUGUACACCAUUCACUCAAAAAUAUCGUCGUGCUAAGAAUAUUAAGUCUAAUCUUAUACUGAGACUAAUACUUAUUGCCAUUUAAUCAUAGAUGUCGCUGUGCUAAGAAUAUUGUGGCGUUCACUUUGCCAUCUACCGGCAAAGGGAAACCAAAAAUGACAUUUUUGGGUUUAGGUUAAGCAGCCAACUUCAAGUUGACGCUAGUGAGAAAUAAAAUAGUGAAUGAACAAUCUAAACGUGUUUUUUAUUUGUUUAAUAAACUUAUGGUAUAAGGCCAUAAAUUGGUGACCCCGUCAAAAAAAAAAAAACUUCAAGGAAAACGCAAAAUGCAAGAAACUGAACAUGCAGAGACUCCAACAGAGGCAAAUAAAUUCCGGCCUAUGGAAGCGGAAGCGUCGGCAGUGCAAGCGAUUGGGCAAAUGAAGUUGCCAAACUUCUUGACCAAGGACCCAACGUUAUGGUUUGCGCAAAUUGAGGGCCUACUACAUAUGAGCCGAGUCACAGCAGAUUUAUCAAAGUUCUACACAGUAAUUACUGCGCUGGAUGCAGAAACGCUGCAACAAGUUGCGGAUAUUGCAAAAAAUCCUCCUGAAACAGGCAAAUACGACAAAUUAAAGAAAGAACUAAUUUCUCGUUUUUCAGAAUCGUCAGAAAAGCAGCUCAUAAAGCUACUCACCGGUCUGGAACUUUCGAACAAAAAACCAAGCCAACUGGUACGUGAAAUGCGCACAUUAGCAGGCGCAAAUGUCUCAGAGGAGGCAUUAACAACACUGUGGCUGCAACGUAUGCCAAACAGUGUAAGAUGCAUUCUAUCAGCAUGCAAAACCACAAGUAUUGAUGAGCUAGCAGAAAUUGCUGAUAGAAUAUUAGACAACAGUCCAGUACCAUCUUACGUAAUGACUACAAACGCCAACAAAUCAAAUGACAAGUUGGAAGCCCGCGUAACAACAUUAGAAAGUUCGGUCCAACAAAUAAAUCAGCAGCUUAUCAACAUAGCAGCAACUUUAGACAGAUUGGAGAAACGAGACAAUCGUGGUAGAGACAACAGCCGCAGCCGCAGCAGUUCUUGCAGACGUGAGAAAGUCUGUUACUACCACAUAAAAUUUGGUGCAGCAGCGACUAAAUGUAGCCAACCGUGCGAGUUUGGCAAACGUAAAAGCGAGAAUCGACAGGGAAACUAGCGAGGCUGUCGUCAUCAAACACGGU
This is a messenger RNA of Teleopsis dalmanni, 2001 nucleotides long. RefSeq lists its product as uncharacterized. The record is from RefSeq and is a predicted model, not a curated record. Bases 1122 to 1976 code for a protein of 284 amino acids. The transcript has a single exon. NCBI's taxonomy places the organism in Eukaryota, Metazoa, Arthropoda, Insecta, Diptera, Diopsidae.